Molecule: messenger RNA, 2982 nt
Organism: Sceloporus undulatus (fence lizard)
Lineage: Eukaryota; Metazoa; Chordata; Lepidosauria; Squamata; Phrynosomatidae
Gene: WDR82
Product: WD repeat domain 82
Exons: 9
Coding region: 182-1123 (313 amino acids)
Cellular component (GO): Set1C/COMPASS complex
Molecular function (GO): chromatin binding; protein binding
Source: RefSeq, a predicted model, not a curated record
GCCCCGCCCCCUCCUCCUCCCUGGAGCCGCAAAAUGGCGGAGACAAUGAAGAGGAGCCUCCUCCUCCUCUUCGGCGCCAAAGCUUGAGCGGAGGCCGACGGAAGGCGCUCUCUCCCUCUGUGUCCCGCCCCCGUCCCUCGGCCUCCCCGGUCCCUCCCUCCCUCCCUCCCUCCGCGGCGCCAUGAAGCUGACGGACAACGUGCUGCGGAGCUUCCGCGUGGCCAAGGUCUUCCGCGAGAACUCGGACAAGAUCAACUGCUUUGACUUCAGCCCCAACGGAGAGACGGUCAUCUCCAGCAGCGACGACGACUCCAUCGUCCUCUACGACUGCCACGAGGGCAGGCCAAAGAGAACACUAUACAGUAAAAAGUAUGGAGUUGAUCUCAUCAGAUACACACAUGCUGCCAACACUGUAGUAUACAGUUCCAAUAAAAUUGAUGAUACAAUCAGAUAUCUCUCUCUACAUGACAAUAAAUACAUCAGAUACUUCCCAGGACACAGCAAGAGAGUUGUUGCUCUAUCUAUGUCUCCUGUGGAUGAUACUUUUAUUUCUGGGUCACUUGAUAAGACCAUCCGACUUUGGGAUCUUCGGUCUCCAAACUGCCAGGGUUUGAUGCAUCCUCAAGGGAAGCCUGUCUGCUCAUUUGAUCCAGAGGGGCUGAUUUUUGCAGCUGGGGUCAAUUCUGAAAUGGUGAAACUUUAUGAUCUUCGCUCUUUUGAUAAGGGUCCAUUUGCUACUUUCAAAAUGCAGUAUGACCGAACGUGUGAAUGGACUGGAUUGAAGUUCAGCAAUGAUGGUAAACUUAUUCUCAUAUCAACCAAUGGAGGUUUUCUCCGGCUCAUUGAUGCCUUCAAAGGAGGUGUUCUUCAUACAUUUACGGGAUACAACAAUAGUAAAGCUGUCACACUGGAGGCAUCCUUCACCCCAGACUCACAAUUUAUAAUGAUUGGAUCAGAGGAUGGGAAGAUCCAUGUCUGGAAUGGAGACACUGGAAUGAAGGUAGCAGUGCUGGAUGGGAAGCAUACAGGCCCCAUUACCUGUUUGCAGUUCAACCCCAAGUUUAUGACCUGUGCCAGUGCAUGCUCUAAUAUGGCCUUUUGGUUACCAACAUUAGAUGACUAGUUCUGCACAUCAUUUCUAUUGGACAGUCCAUACUGACAGACAUAUAUGAUGGCAAUGAAAGUAUUGCAGUUGCAUCACUCAGACAGAAUGUUCUAAUCAAGCACUUCAUAUGUAUGAUUUGUUUCCUGCAUUUCUCUGAAAGGAUUUUUUUGGUGCAUUUGAUUGCGCAGAACCGUGCCUGAAAACCGUCACAUCUAGCACUAUCUCAGCUAUAUCAGAAUGCAUCUCAGAUAGCUGCUUUGUUCUGGAAUAUACCCUGGUUCAGAUUUGUUACUUCGGUUUUUAAAAAAAUUAAUGGAAGGCUGUCACUCCUGGAAUGCAGUACUUGUUUAAAAGUGGACUUUUCCAGCAUUACAGUUUUAAAAUCGACGUUAUCUAAAAUGUGCAUUCUUAAGCAAAUGCUUGUGUUAUAUAAUACUUUUGUGCCAUGUAUACAGAUAACUGUCCAAUUCUUGAGAGAAGUUUCAGAUGGUGUUGAAUCUUGUACUUGUGGAAAGACCCCAUGCUGUUAGGAAUGUUUAGCAUCCAGGAAACCAUGGAAGGUUUGCACCCUUUUCUGUGGGCAACAUUUCAGACACAAAGUCACUUCGGAGUGUUGUGGUGGAGAAUCAUAAGCAAUACAGGAAACUUUCUGUUGGAAAAUGCUGUCAAACAGACUGGAUGGAAAUACACUCCCUAUUCUCCUUCAGUAUAAUCUUAGCUAACUAUGUAAAUAUGUAGGGAGGGUGGGGGGGUGUCACAUUUUUUAUUCUUUUUUAACUAUUCUUUAUUAAAAAGUAACACUUGGACCAGUACAGUAUUGUGGAAUGAGUCUUGGUUGUGUAUUUGCCUUUCAUCGAACAUUCUGUAUUUCCAUCCCAUUCUUCCAGGAUACUCAAUGAUUACUCACCAGCCCUAGCGCAUGUUCCUUUAUCAUGUAUUGUAUAAUUAUGCAUUUAGUUAGCUUUUUCUAAUCCACCUAACUUGAUGUAAUUAAAAUUUCCAGUUAAUGAACUUGAGUCUUUUAUUGACACAGUUUUGCAGAAUAAUAAGGCUUGUAGUAAACGUGCAGUGGCAUCCUUUCCAGGCCAAUAUAUAAACUCAUGUCUUAGAGCUAUAAUAUGUAUACUAUAUUUACUCUUACACUUCAUUGGGAAGGUAACAGCGUUCCAUGCAGUCAUGCUGGCCGCAUGAUCACUGGAGUCAUCUUUGGAUGACACUGGUUCUUUGGCUUGGUAGGUAAGGCAUUCAGUGAACUAUCGACCUAUUUCCUUAUGAUCUUCAUUACCAAAUACCUAUUAGUGAUAACCUUUAUAUUUCAGGAAUUAACCGUUCAGUUUUCUCAUGCUCUGGUAGUUUUAAUUCAUCUUUGAACCUCAGUGUUUGUAUCUUCUCCAGCCAGCUUUCUUUGUCUGUUCACUGCUUUGCUUAGCAUUGUUUAGAUGCUGUGGAGAUCUUCUCUCUGUGUUACUAGUAUAUGUUGUAUCAGACAUUAUCCUCCAAAGAGCUGUUGCACAUAAACCAGCCUGAAGAAUGUAAAGCUUUUAAAUUUGUGUUGGUAACUCUAGGUGGAAAUUUUCUAGUUGUCUCUUUGCUAACAUUAUUGUAUCCACAUUUAAAAUGAUUUUUGUAUGUGUUUGUGUUUACUUGUUUCACUCACAUAUAUCUGUCAAAGUGCCAUGAUGCAAGUAGUUGCAGCUCAAGCAUUCAUUUCAGUGGUAUCAUUAUCCCACCUCAUGAGAAUUUGCAACAUUGACAGGCAGGUCAGAUACAACACCAAGACUCAGGCCAAGAUUUUGUGCAAUGAUUCCUUCUAUGCUGUAGCAUAAUCUGUAGGUUCUUUUUAUUUACUUUUUAAUAAUACAAGUGUAUUAACACUC